UAGUUUGGAUGCUCCGUGAAGCAAACGUCAAGAAUUUAUCCGCUGCAAAAUGCGAUCGGGAAGUAGUAGCGGUGGCACUUCGCCAAAGCGAAGAACGCAUCAUCAUCACGUAAGCAACGGAGAACAUCACCAGCAAUGCUACGGAUCGAAGCAGCAGUCGACGGCAGGCGGCAACCAUCCAUCAUCGAACACCGAGAGCACGGCCGAGUUGCCGCCCUCGAGUGGUUCUUUUUUUCACAUAUCAAUCGUCAAACUUGCCCUCGUCAGUCGUCUGCUGGUGAUAGUGCUGCAGAUUGUCGCCAACCAGUUGCUCCCGGAUCAUGACGCGGGUGUCUUCGUGGCCCCACGGGACACCGAGCAACCGGAACGUCCCUUAGACAAACUGGUGCGGUUCGCGUUCGGUGGACUCGAACGCUGGGAUGCUCAAUACUUUCUACACAUUGCCGAACACGGCUACACGUACGAAAACACGCUCGCCUUCUUUCCGCUGUUUCCCUUUAUCCUGAAGAUAAUUGGUAGUGCACUGAGCAGUACCGAUCUUGCCACGUUGAUCGGAUUCCGGGAGCUGUCGCUACUACUGGCGGUGCUACUGAACAUGGUUUGCUUCACCGGUGCCGCCUGUGCAAUGUACAAACUCAGCAAGCUGGUUUUGGGCAGCAAGAAAAAAGCGGAAGUGGCCGUGCUACUGUUUUGCUUCAAUCCGGCAUCGAUCUUCUUCACGGCACCAUACUCCGAAAGUCUGUACGCUUGUCUUUCCUUCAUCGUGAUGUAUCAGUGUGUGGAGGACGUAAACCUAAUCUUCAUCGCGAUGCCACUCAGCCUAUCGCUCCUGUGUCGCUCGAACGGCAUGAUGAACAUCGGAUUCGUGCUUUAUUUUGUCGCACGCCGUAUCGUGGCCCACUACAACUUCCACAACGUCAUCUGUAUCUGUUCGCGGCUUUUCAGUGUGCUAAUGAUUGUCCUCUUUCACUACGGCAUUGCCCAGGUCUACAAUUACUAUCUGUUUUGCUUCGAGCAAAAGUUUAAUUUCCCACCACACGUGCGAACGUACGCCACCGACCAUGGGCUGGUACUUGCCGGCAAUAAAACGAACGAUUCGUCACCUUGGUGCACCAGCGCAGUGCCACUGUCAUACUCGUACGUACAGAGCCACUACUGGAACGUGGGUCUGUUGCGUUACUACGAGCUGAAGCAAUUGCCAAACUUUCUGCUAGCGCUUCCGGCCAUCUACCUGACGCUCAGCAACUCGUAUCGGUACCUACACGAGCACUGGGAUUACGCCGCUCGGUUGGGGUUAUUCCGGUUACCGAAGCGGCACCAGAAAAUUAUGCGUCCUUACGAUCGAUUGGCACUGGUUUUCGUUAUCCACGCCGUGGCUUUGACCGUCGUUUCAUUGCUCUUCGUACACGUACAAGUCACCACCCGACUGCUGUGCUCGUCCAGUCCUAUCCUGUACUGGUACGCAGCCGAAUAUUUUACCGGCGAACGAGCCUUCAUCAAGCGGCAAGUGAUACGGAAACUCUCCAAGCAGCACGCCAUACUGCUGUACUUUGUCGGUUAUACCGUGAUCGGAACGGUGCUGUUCAGCAACUUCUAUCCUUGGACCUAGUCGAUCGGUUCGCACUUUCAAAUGGCCAGUGUCGCAACACUGAAUUUUCCGUUUGCUACUAUGCUGUGAACGUUACCGAAGCGCACCGAGCAAUACAAUUCGCUCUCAAUACACUCUUGCAUCUUGUGCCUUUCGCUCUACAAAACUAUUAUGCCAAAACCAACACGGAGGCAAAGUCUUCGGGAAAAUCUAAAUUCCAAAAAUUGAAAUUUAAAAAGGCCAAAUGUAUUCAUUACUUAAAAGCUGCGUUUGCAUAGUGUUUGGAGUGAAUUUAGUUUAAACGGUUCGCCGUAAAUGAAAUGAAGUAAACACUAUUCAGAGUUUGAUUAAGAGACUGUUUUUCAAACAAUAAGUAGAAUUAGUUGAAAAACAACAAAUUUCCCUCCUACAUCAAGCAUCUCGGUUAGGUAUUAUCGGUUGUUAAGCGAAACCAGCAGACGCUUGUAGUUAGAAAUCUAAAUUGUGUUAUCGAAAGCCUUGCAUUACCACCGAGAAGUGAAGAAUGGACAAAAACCAAUAGAUACUCUAGUCAUAACUCUACUCGCAAUAAAAAUCACCAAAGCCCUGAGGAACCAAUUCAAACACAAAAACAAACAAAAAAUGCCCAAAUAUGUUAACGUAGCCCAUAUUCUCAUCAAGAAUAGGGACAGAAAACUUCAGUCAAUAUUGAGAAGAGCUAUAUAGAAAUAAAAGAUAUAUAAAAACAAACAAAUACACAUAAAAUGACAGCAUGAUUUACAAUUACUAACCUUUAACUUUACAAUGCUAAGAAAAAACGAGCUGAACUUAUUUUAUUGUAGUCUCUAGUGAAAUCGACGAACCAGCGGAGUGAAAUAACAAGAUAUAGAAGAGAACCACACACAAAAACCGAAUCUUACGACUUACAACGUUGAUGCUAUUCUAUAUUAGGGGCAUUAUUGGUGCAUUCGAUUAAGCAAAAUAUACAUAUUAUACAUAUAUUACAUAUACACUUUGAACAAAAAACCCAACAAAAAGUAAAACAAUCAAAUAGAAUCCCCGGUUUCCAGCACACACGAAACCGGGCAAUCAAUCGAACUUAUCAUACGAAAGCAAAUUACAAAGAAUUUUAAAUAGAUCACUAAACUUUCUUAUUAAAUUCGCAUCACAAUCUUGUCGUAGUUUAUACAAAUUGACCUCUUAUGGAAAGACCAUACUGACGAAAGAAGAAGAAAAGAUCAGCAUCAUUGUGCGUGCUAAAUUCGAACGACUUCCAAACGAGUUAGUGACUAGUUAGAACAAACCCUGAUCGAAGCUCAUUUAUCAAAUUUAACGCGAAAGCAUCUUAAUUAAAUCAUACAUCAACUAAAUGGAACGGUUAAUCAAAACUAAAUCUAAAUCUUCUUUCAAAUAAUAAUCAAAAUAAACUAAAGCAAACUACUCAAAAGCUAGCCAUAAGAUGCACAAAUCGGACGAGGUUUACUCGUUGCAUAACUUUUCGCUGUUAAAACGGUUCAUGUGAACCAUCUAUUGCCACUGAUUACGAUAUCGUUAUUAGAAUAAUUACUAGACGGUCGGUAGAUUCAGAGUGCUGUUCCUCAUCCCGAAGGACCAAAAACUGCAAACGGAUUUCUUCUAAGUCGGGAAACGAUGGACAAAACGCGUUCUUCUCGGGGAUUUUUACUGUUCCCUUCGGGCCUCUCAACUCAACUGUUUAUCAUGCUUUUGAAAUUCUAGUAACUAAGUUCAAUCACUUGUUGAGAACUCUUUUACACUCUCCGUCUCUAGUCUCUAGGUCAGCCGGUCAGCUGGUGU
This is a messenger RNA of Anopheles bellator, 3382 nucleotides long. RefSeq names its product GPI mannosyltransferase 2 (gene PIG-V). The record is from RefSeq and is a predicted model, not a curated record. Gene Ontology annotation, biological process: GPI anchor biosynthetic process. Gene Ontology annotation, molecular function: GPI mannosyltransferase activity; alpha-1,6-mannosyltransferase activity. The transcript is spliced from 2 exons. Gene Ontology annotation, cellular component: endoplasmic reticulum membrane; mannosyltransferase complex. NCBI's taxonomy places the organism in Eukaryota, Metazoa, Arthropoda, Insecta, Diptera, Culicidae. The coding region runs from base 50 to 1609 and encodes 519 amino acids.